GGACAAAAAAAUAUCUCCGGAAGUAGGAGGGUGUACGAUGAGGUUUUAGAGAGGUUUCAUUCUCUCUUGUUCAUUCGCCCGAGCCUCCCCCGAGUCCGAGAGACCUUAUCUCCAAUGGCUUCUUCAACAGCCGCCUACGCCAUGAGCCACAGAGCUCAAAUUCAAUAUCCAACAUGGCCUAAGCCCCCAAAAUCCACCAAAGCCCACAAAAACCUCCACUUCCUCUCCACCCCUACCGCUCACACUCUCUCCAAUGCGGGGGCAGUCUCCUCCUCAUCCUCUCCCUUCCCUGUUAACCCCAAAUCCCCCUCUUCCUCACUUCACUUCCAACCCUUUCGAGACGCGGUUCAGGACAAUAUCAUUGAGAAUCUCGAAAAUUCGAUCAGUUUUCAAAUACCCACCGACUUAGACUCCGAAACUAGUGAAAUUAUCAGUCACGAAUCACGAAGGAGUAUCUUCAUUUUGGACCCGCCAUGGAUUUCUACCCUUUUCUUGAAGGGUUUGUAUAAGAAAACGAACCAGGAUUUGAAUCGAGAGUGCAAGGAAAUCGAGAAGACAAAGUACAAUCUGUUGAGGAGGCGGCAGAUUAAGGAAGAGACUGAGGCAUGGGAGAGGAUGGUGGAGGAGUAUAGGCAAUUGGAGAGGGAAAUGUGUGAGAGGAAGUUGGCGCCGAACUUGCCGCAUGUCAAGGGAUUGUUCUUGGGGUGGUUGGAGCCGUUGAGGGAUGCAAUAGAGACAGAGCAAAAGUCGCAGCGGUCAAAGAAGCAGAAGGUAGCUUUUGCGCCCCACAUUGACUUGUUACCGGCUGAUAAGAUGGCGCUCAUUGUUAUGCAUAAGUUGAUGGGGUUGGUGAUGGUGGGGCACGACAAUGGCUGUGUUCAGGUUGUGCAGGCUGCAGUGCAGAUUGGCAUGGCUAUUGAGCAGGAGGUUAGGAUUCAUAGUUUCCUGGAGAAAACGAAGGAUUACCUAAAAAAGAAUACAAUAAUCAAUUCUCAAGAUGGUCUGGAAAAGGACAAGGAGAUGGUCAGGAAACGUGUGAAAAGCGUGAAAAGCUUAAUCAAAAGGAAAAGACUCACUGAAGUGCAAAAGCUAGUGAAAAAUGAUGAAACUAAACCUUGGGGUAGAGAUACACAAGCUAAGCUCGGGAGCCGUCUGAUUGAACUGUUGAUUGAAACAGCUUUUGUACAACCUCCAGUUAAUCAGUCAGCAGAUACUCCACCUGAUGUUCGACCUGCAUUUAGGCACAAAUUGAAAACUGUGGGGAAGAACACUGGGCAGAGAAUAGCAAAGAAGUACGGAGUUAUAGAAUGUGAUCCCCUUAUUCUUACUGGGCUUGAUAGAUCUCAGGCUAAGCAUAUGUUGAUUCCUUAUGUGCCGAUGCUGGUGCCACCUAAGAAAUGGAGAGGAUAUGACAAGGGCGGCCACUUAUUUUUACCUUCUUAUCUGAUGCGCACUCACGGGUCUAAGAAGCAACAAGAUGUACUGAAGAGUGUUCCUGCAAAGGAUAUGGGGAAAGUUUUUGAGGCCCUGGAUACCCUUGGAAGCACCAAAUGGAGGGUGAAUAGGCGAGUGCUUGCUGUGGUGGAGAGCAUCUGGACAAGUGGUGGCAAAAUUGCAGGCUUAGUUGAUCGUGAAGAUAUUCCCAUACCAGAGAAGCCACACUCGGAGGAUGUAACAGACAUCCAAGAAUGGAAAUGGAAUGUGAGAAAAAUAAAGAAGAUUAAUCGAGAGAGGCAUUCCCUACGAUGUGACACUGAACUUAAACUCUCUGUGGCUCAAAAAUUGAAAAAUGAGGAAGGCUUUUAUUAUCCUCACAAUCUUGAUUUUCGAGGCCGUGCUUAUCCAAUGCAUGCACAUUUGAAUCAUCUAAAUUCUGAUUUGUGUCGAGGAGUUCUUGAAUUUGCUGAAGGACGACCAUUAGGAAGGUCUGGAUUACGAUGGUUGAAGAUUCAUUUAGCAAACCUUUUCUCUGGCGGGGUUGAGAAGCUUUCUCAUGAUGGUCGCCUUGCAUUUGUCGAGAAUCAUCUGGAUGAUAUUUUUGAUUCGGCAGAAAACCCUGUUAAUGGAAAGCGCUGGUGGUUAACAGCAGAAGAUCCUUUUCAGUGCUUAGCUGCUUGUAUUAAUCUUUCGGAGGCCUUAAAGAACUCGUCACCUCAUACAGUGAUAUCCCACCUGCCAAUUCAUCAGGAUGGCUCAUGUAAUGGCCUGCAGCACUAUGCUGCCCUUGGGAGAGACAAUAUGGAAGCGGCAGCAGUGAACUUAGUUGCUAGAGAGAAACCUGCUGAUGUUUACUCGGAAAUUGCUGCGAGGGUUCAUGAAAUUAUCAGAAGGGACAGCAACAAGGACCCUGCUACGAAUCCAAAUGCUUUACUAGCCAAGGUCCUAAUUGAUCAGGUUGAUCGGAAGUUGGUUAAACAGACGGUGAUGACUUCAGUAUAUGGUGUCACUUUUAUUGGGGCACGAGAGCAAAUAAAAAAAAGACUAGAGGAGAAGGGUCUUAUUACAGAUGAUAAACUUCUUUUUUCUGCUGCUUGUUAUGCUGCUAAAGUGACAUUGACUGCCCUUGGAGAGAUAUUCCAAGCUGCACGUGGCAUAAUGGGUUGGCUUGGCGAUUGUGCAAAGGUUAUUGCUUCUGAAGAUCAACCAGUGCAGUGGACUACUCCACUUGGUCUUCCUGUUGUGCAACCUUACUGUAAAAGCGAACGACAUCUGAUAAGAACUUCUCUUCAGAUUAUCGCCUUGCAGCGGGAGAGUAAUUCCGUUCAAGUCAGAAAACAGAGAACUGCUUUUCCUCCAAAUUUUGUGCAUUCACUAGAUGGUUCACACAUGAUGAUGACUGCUGUUGCUUGCCGGGAUGCUGAUUUACGCUUUGCAGGCGUGCAUGACUCUUUCUGGACACAUGCAUGUGAUGUGGAUUUGAUGAAUCGGAUACUUCGUGAAAAAUUUGUGGAGCUCUAUAGAGUGCCAAUACUGGAAAAUUUGCUUGAAAGCUUCCAGACAUCAUAUCCGAGAUUGAAAUUCCCUCCUCUCCCACAGAGGGGCAACUUUGACAUGCAAGAGGUUCUCAAAUCCCCAUAUUUUUUUAACUGAUUCUCACCCAACCAGGGCAUUUGCACUUCCAUUGGAAUUGGCAGGUUUUACGAUGGCAUGUUCACAAUGGCAUGUUCACACCGAAUGGAGCUAAAAGUUGGUUUUUUUAAAGUACAAAAAACCUGAGUUUGCUCCAAUAACAUCGGCGACCGAUCAAAUGCCAGUCUUUCUGGACUACCAAAAGAUUCAUUGAAAGGCAACCACUCACCCAAGUAGGUGAGUGAUUUAGCAGGUGUGAUGACCAUCAGGCUAGCCAAAUCAAGUUUUGUCAAGUGAACAUUCUAUUGCAUUGCUGUGACACGGGAGACUUAUUUAGAGGCGGGUGGUGGAUACUUGCAGCUAUUUUUCCGGCUGUGGGAGCUGAGCCGUCACAGUUCAUACCAAUUCUAUUCAAGUAGUUUUAUGUGGUGUGUAUAUUGUAUAUUUGUACAUGUAUAAGCAUAGAGAGAGAAGACGGCGAAGCCAUUCCGCAGCAGUGACACAUUAAAUGUAGUAUGUAAACUACAGAUGACAAGUAGUUUUUGGCAACAUACAUAAAGAGAUGAAAUGAAGCUUCUUCUUUUUCUUCUUCUU
Messenger RNA from Tripterygium wilfordii, 3663 nucleotides. Its product is annotated as DNA-directed RNA polymerase 3, chloroplastic. NCBI's taxonomy places the organism in Eukaryota, Viridiplantae, Streptophyta, Magnoliopsida, Celastrales, Celastraceae. Gene Ontology annotation, molecular function: DNA-directed RNA polymerase activity; DNA binding. The transcript has 18 exons. Gene Ontology annotation, biological process: mitochondrial transcription. The coding region runs from base 115 to 3090 and encodes 991 amino acids. Gene Ontology annotation, cellular component: mitochondrial DNA-directed RNA polymerase complex. The record is from RefSeq and is a predicted model, not a curated record.